CCUAAAGCUGAAAAUAUUAUACUAUGAGAAGACAACAUUAACAGAAGUGCGAUUUGAUGAUUAAGCAUUAUCUGGAUUACCUACACAUACCUACAAUAUUCCAAUCAGAGUAUCCAAUAAGUGAUUAAAUUAAUCAGUGUACAUUGGGGUAAUCUGUGGUCGUCUACUAUUUGUUUGUAUUGCAAUUUGCUUAUAUUUACUUCUAUAUUUAUAUGGGCUUAUAUAUUGACUUCUAAUAAACUUCUUUUGUUUACCUUGAUCUACUGGUUUGCAGUAGUAUGUUACAUUUAUAUGCUCAGGCAGUGGAGGGUGUAAUAAAUUCAAGUUCUGUACCGGAAUGGGAUUCUGAUGUUGGUGAUGAUGGUGAGCUGGUUUAUAUAAAAAUCAAAUAUAACAACAAUGCUAUAGAAGAUACAAAUACCCCACUCUUAGAGAAUUGUGAGACAUUUAAAUUGAGAAAUAACUUUAAGAGGUCAUCCACAAGACGGUCUACCAAAGGGAGAAUAUUUAAGGUUCUAAAAGUACACAAGGCUAAAAAUGCAGAUAACUCUGGCAAAAAGAAACCAGUUCCACAGUCUGAUUCUAGUAAAAAAUUGGAAGAUGAUAAAUCUAUAGUUAUUCAGGUCAGCAAAAAUAUGAUAUUUAAUAGUGAAAAGAACUGCCAAAUAGAGAAGUUGUUUGGAUUAAGCUUGGCAACACAUCCAAAUGGCAAAAUAUUGGUAGUAGAAGAUUUCUUAAUAGAAGCAUAUGCCAUAUAUACUCCGAGAAUAAAGAAAGGAUAUUAUUUACAGAAAGUAAAUGGAAUAGAAGUGAACCCAUAUAAUAUUAAUAAUGUUCUUCAAAGAAUUGCUGAAGAUCCUUACAACCCUAAAUUAACAUUCGAGACACCGAAAGAUGUUGUAACUGUAGAUUUAUUUAAGUUAUUGACCUCUAAAGAUAUAGAUAAUUCCAUUAUACAACUUUUAAGAGAUUCUAUGUGUUCUGUGUUAUAUAUUUGUUGUAAUGAUGUAGAGUAUCAUAAUAACGAUGACAAGGGUGUACUUUACUGUUACCCAAGACCUUAUAAUCAGAAUUUUUUAUAUAAUACGAGAGGGGCUUAUGUCACUCUUUGUCAUUUAGCUCCUAAAUCUUUAGGUACGAGUGAACCAACAACUUCUACUGUUCUCCACAACGAGAAACUUAUAAAUGUUACAUACACAUCACAUUACAAUGAUUUGUUAUUAAUUGCAUUUCCCAACAAACAAUUAGAUUUAUUUGCCGCAAGAAGGGUCACUAUUGAUGUAGUCAGGAUGUUAGAAUUUUUGUAUGGUUCAUUAAAGUCUUGUUUUACAAAGCCUAACAAUGUUGAUAAGUUAGAUGGCAUGUUUUGUCGAAUGUUUGGAGUGUUGCUCUUCAGUGAUAGCAAUCGUGAUGUAGCAGGAAAUAUUGAUAUUAGUACAAGCAGAAUUGAAGAUUUGUUGGGGGCUCAUGCAGUCACAUUGCCUUUAGACAUACGAGUACAGGUUGAUGAUGCUAUUACAGAACUCGAAGCAGCUGACUAUCGUGAAUGGACUGAUGAUGUAGAAAAUUUUCAAAGAUUGUAUACUGUGAUUGGAUCAUGCCUGUAUUACUCAGAACACCUAUUGAGUUCCCACUUGCAAGAUGAAGAUCUAAAAGAAAUAAAUGCGUUUCUAAAAUUAAAUGGUGUCUUAAAAUUGAGUGUUGACAAAGAACUAGAAAAGCUAGUCGUAUGGAAAGAAGUUUUUAUCAAUGAACAUAGAAAAUUCAAUAAUAGUGAUGACAACGAUUCAAGAAUUCCAGAUGGGCGCUGGUUUCUUCUUGUUGUUGGUAAAGGUCAUUUUAUACUGGCCACACUGAUGGAAGCAGGUGGAUGUACAGAAGAUGCAGUUGGCGCGACUCCUCCAUCUCCAUUUUACGUGGAAGAGUGCGAGAGUUGCUUAGCAUUACUGUAUGAAGUCGGUCUCGACAAGUAUUUGUCGCUGUGGUUCUCUGCUAACACACAGCCGCAAUUAGAGACAUCGCCGGAAUACCUUACGAAGUAUGGAAGGAAAAUGCGGGAUGUAAAUUCUUUAAAGUCUGACACUGCAUUAAAAUCAUCAACAUUAAAACUCUCGAAGCAGACGCUAGGAGAUGUUAAAAAACGUCACAAUUCAUCUGAGCAAAUUAAUGUGGCAUCGAACAGCAGUGAUACGAAUGCAAGUAAUUAUGGUAGCCAUCACAAUUUAUAUGCACAAUGGUACAACGGCUCUCAGAAACAGUAUAGGCAUUCCAGUAAUUUGGAUAUCAGUUAUUCUGAAGAUUCCAACAGUUUGAAGAGUAAUAGUGAAAUAAGCGAUGACCGCGUCCAAGGCAGAAGGGCAGACAGGGAGCAGAAGAACCGUCGUGAAUCGUCGGGUUCUGAUUCAGAUUGGGAUAGACAGGAAGUCAAUAGAAUGGGCAGCAGUAUUGACAUGUCGGAUAUAAGAAAGUCACUAUUGAAUGAAAUUGACCGAGUCACCACACAUAGAAUAACAGCAGGCGACGAUAAUGUAUUAUUUCAUUUUGUACAAUUUGAAUCGGCUAAAGGCAUACUUAUAGCACCUGUAAAGAACAUUGACAUUCAAGCUAAUAAUGCGUUAUAUUCAUAUAUAAUUAAAACGUUUAGAACUGCCUGCAAAAGGAUACAUGAUCUUUUACAACAUAGCAUAAGAUUUAAAGCCAACCAGACCUCAACCAAUCCUCUUAAUAAAAUACUCAUUGCAGUGAAAGAGUAUGGUAUGUUGUUUCAAGCUCCAGUGCAGUUACUGAAUCAGUGUGGUGUUAAUAAGAAGAAUUCUGAAACAUUCCAGUUUUGGGUAGUUGGGCGUGUAUUUAGCGAACCGGAACCCAAGGAGCUCUAUCUAUGCUACCAUGAGUCUAUACCACAAGAUCUUACUGAAGUUGCCUAUUUACUCUCUUAUCUAGAGUAAAUAGAGAAUGUCUUCCAUGUAUUUUAACAUUUGAUGUACUUGAUUUGAUACUUAAUCUCUAUAGUCAUAACAUCAUGAUUUGAUUGUAUUUUUUACAUUUUGUUUAAAUUUAUAUUUACAUACCUACUUUUAUAACAUCUUAUAAGCUUUAAUUUAUCCGUCCAUAAGUACUGAACGUUGUGAUACAUUAUAGUUGUUAUAAUUAUUA
Messenger RNA from Galleria mellonella (greater wax moth), 3156 nucleotides. It is a transcript of the gene in, whose product is annotated as protein inturned. Gene Ontology annotation, cellular component: cilium; cytoplasm. Bases 279 to 2948 code for a protein of 889 amino acids. Lineage: Eukaryota; Metazoa; Arthropoda; Insecta; Lepidoptera; Pyralidae. The record is from RefSeq and is a predicted model, not a curated record. Gene Ontology annotation, biological process: cilium assembly; vesicle-mediated transport; nervous system development. The transcript is spliced from 13 exons.